Molecule: messenger RNA, 1674 nt
Organism: Armigeres subalbatus
Lineage: Eukaryota; Metazoa; Arthropoda; Insecta; Diptera; Culicidae
Product: G1/S-specific cyclin-D3-like
Exons: 4
Coding region: 438-1394 (318 amino acids)
Biological process (GO): regulation of cyclin-dependent protein serine/threonine kinase activity; mitotic cell cycle phase transition
Cellular component (GO): cyclin-dependent protein kinase holoenzyme complex; cytoplasm; nucleus
Molecular function (GO): cyclin-dependent protein serine/threonine kinase regulator activity
Source: RefSeq, a predicted model, not a curated record
GUAUCAAAACGAUCCCGACAAGGACUCGAAACGGUCAGAAGUCUCUCGGACGGCAAACGGUACGGUUGUUUUGCUUCUCUUGUUUUCUGUGCGAGGAUAUUUACUGCCUUUCUACUGAGUUAAAAGUGUUUGAACAAAUUUAUUUACUGAAGAAGAUUGCAGAUGUUGAUCUUGAUGAAGAAUCAAAGACGACGGUGAUGGUGAUGAUUGCAUAAAAAGAGCCCUGGACUUAUUAGCGAAGAUAGUGAAAAGGAUUUAUAAGAAUUCCAGCUGUUUAAGUGGAAAUACUGGAAGUGUUGAACGGACUUAGGGGUGGGUCAGACGAUUGGAUUUUUUGGCGGAAAACCCUGUGAAUAGAAACAACACAGCAAAGGUAACGGUAUUGUUGUGUACAUAUUGCGAAGUGUUAUAAAUAACGGAACGUUUAGUGCGAAACAAUGGCUCACAAUGUGGAUCUGGUGUGUAAGGAGAUUAUCUACGACGAAGUGGACAGUCAGUUUGCCGAACCGGACCCGACAAUGGUUGCGGACGUUCGGGUCAUUCAGAACUUGAUCGGUUUGGAGCGGCUGACGAUACCUUCGUGCAACUAUUUCGGCUCGGUGCAGCAAGACAUAAAGCCGAAUAUGCGCAAGAUUGUCACUACAUGGAUGCUGGAGGUAUGCGACGAGCAGAAGUGCGAGGAACAGACUUUCCCGCUGGCGGUCAACUUUUUCGAUCGGUUCCUCUGCGCAUGCCCAAUCGAUCGCUACCACCUGCAACUGCUGGGAUGCUGUGCCCUGCUGCUGGCCUCCAAGAUUCGUCAGUGCCAUCCGCUAACGGUGGACGUGCUCAGUGCCUACACCGACCAUGCCGUCUCGCCGGAUCAGAUCAGGAGCUGGGAGCUUCUGAUGAUCAGCAAACUGGAGUGGAACAUCACCGCCGUGACGGCGUUCGACUACGUCGAUCAGAUCCUGGAACGUGUCAAGUGGGGAUCGGACGACUCGCGGCUUCGGGAGCACGCGCACACUCUGAUCCACGUCUGCAGCACCGAAACCAUCUUCAUGCAGUUGGAACCCUCCCUGCUGGCGGCGGCCUGCAUUGCCUCGGCUAGCCGCGGGCUCAACGUGUCCACCAAGAUGGCCACCGGGUACGAUCUGUGCCGGUUGACGUUCCACGAUAUCGGCAAAAUCGAUUUCAUCGUCAAGAUCAUCGAAGAAAUCGUCGCCAAGGAAAUCGCCGACAAGCAGCAACAACAGCAGCAACAGCUGGCCGCCAGCAGUGCUGCCGGUGGCAGCUGCAAGGAACAGUACCAGCAAGCGCCCCAGAAAGUGGGCUCCUCGGGCGCUCCCGCCGAUCAGACGUCGUCACAGCAGCAGCCCGAAACGCCCACCGAUGUGCAGUUCAUCUACUUCUAAUCGUAGACGGAUGGGCGGCUUACAACUAGUUAGGGGAUUUUCCUGGUCGCUCAAGGCCGCUUCUCGCGGAAAUGGGCACCAGGGAAAGCGUAUUUUUUCUCUAUUGUUUUGAGAUAUUUAUCUGCCAAAAUUUAAGCAUGUUGUUAAGGAAGCGAUUAGGAAUGGGCGAUACCGAUACGAUAUAUCGGGAAUCGAUAUUUUCGCUCCGAUUAAUCGAUAUUUCGUAUCGAUUUUUUUAAGUUCGAUAUUUAACUGUAUCGAUUUUUUCUAGCGGAUAUCG